AUGCAGAAUCAUACUCCAAUAAAAUGGACAGAGACCAGAGAUGUUCUUAUCGUGAUGUACACGCCUGUGCAUGUAUAUUCUGACAGCGCACGGGCCCACCUGGCCUCCUCACUACCACUACCGAGUCUCUACACUGCCGCUACAACUACUACUGUCACCGGUGCCGCCACCACCAUUACGGGCUACGUCGCUACACUCAUUGGACACGUUACAGUAUCGCUGAUGUGCCACCACUACCAAGGUGCCGAGAGCCCACCACCAUCGCCGCCACCUCCUGCCACCAUCCGACUCAGUGAGAGAGGGUCGUGGCUUUGCGCAAAAGUUACGACGGCGCGAAGAGCAGUGAGAGACACACCGCGGAGACCGGAAGAGAACCCUCUCUUUCUGAAGAAGUCUUCCGACAAGAGGAGCGAAAGAGAGAGAAAGAGAGAGAGAAAGAGAGAGAGAGAAAGAAAGAGAGAGAACGAGAGAGAAAGAGAGAGAGAAACAGAAAAAGCAAAAAGAGGCAAGUCGAAGAGAAUAUCAUCAUUCUCAUCAUCAUCAUCAUCAUCACCAUCAUCAUCAUCAUCAUCAUCAUCAUCAUCAUCAUCAUCGUCAUUGUCAUCAUCAACUGGGUAGCACCACCGCGGUAUUCGCGUGCGAAUUUAACCUGUCUCUCUCUCUCUUUCUCUCUCGGUUCGCGAUCGGCGGCGCGCUCGCUUUUACCUCGCCGCCUCGUCCGGGCGCAAGAAGUUUCGCAAAAGGGAUUACAACACGCAGAAGAGAAAGGAGACAAACAGACGGAAAGGGAGACGCGGAAGGGAAAAGGACAGCGAAGAAAGAGAGAGACACACCAAGACGGAGAGGGAGACAAGGAGGAGGAAGAAGAGGAGAAGGAGAGAGAGAGAGAGAGGAACAUACCGCGAUACGACACCCUGGUGUGCGGGAAAACCGCAGGGGAAGGACACGGAACGAUCUCUCUCUCCCGCGGAAGACGGGAAUCCUAGCGAGCGUCGCGCGUGGUGUACGAGGACGAGAAAGGUCGGAGGAAGAGUCGGAGAGCUCUUGCGCUCUCUCGGAACAAGGAGAAAGAGGCGGAGAGGGCAGACGGAUUGUGUAGGACGGGUCUGAAAGACGAUCCGGAUGUGGCGAGAGCCACUCGCUUUCCGCUCUACCGCUCUCCCGUCGAUCGUUACCGACAUUGAAUUCGCGAACGAGUAGUCCCGUCGUCGACGGUAUCGUUGGCACGCGAGAAAUUUCGUCAAAACCGCGAGAUCAAAGUUGGAGUAUAUCAAGAGUAUUAUUACUGGAAGGAGACACGCACACACACAUAUAUAUAUAUAUAUACGCGGCCGAGCGGAAUUAAAAGCGCGUUUAAAAAGGUUAGCGGAAUAAAAAAGGCGCGCGCGCGAAAGGAUAAGAGAAAGGAAUAGGAGCCACCUCCGAGUCCUUGAGAGUACCCAACGGGUAAAAGUGCCGCGCGCAGAGAGCCAGCCGGUUGACCCUGGACAGUCAACGGAGCAGACUUCGCGAAAAAAGUUCUUCGUAUAUGUCGUCGUCGUCGUCGUCGCUCUUCAUCGUCGGCGAAUCUGCUCGCUGUGCGCAUAGGAUUUAGGUGGAUAUUCCCAUCGAUCGGAGAUACGAGAUCGGUAACCCGUUCUUUACGUACGUCUAGUGUGCGAGAGGCGAAACCACGUGUGUGAGUUAACAUCGUGCGAAAGAGCAGCCGGACGGAACGCGAUGACAAGGAGGAUCGGGAGAAACAGCUGACCGUGAAAGGAUACAACCGUUGAAAAUCGUGUCUAACUAGGGAUCCUUUUCAUUCUCGAUCUCCAAGAACGCGUCUUCGCGCAAAGUGUAAAGUGCGAGAUUACGUAGUAAAAGUGUCGGCUGGCUGAUUUUUCUCUCAACAAUCUCCCGAGUAUAUUUGGAGUACCUUGCGCGAGUUUGAGUUCUCUUUUUCUCGACGUCUCACAGCUGCCGAUCAGUUAGUUUCUCUCGUGUUUCUCUCACAGUGGGUGUGAUACAUGCCGUGGAAUAUCAAUGUACGUCACGUGUCCACAACGUCGUUUACGUUGCCGCUGUCACGGGAUCUCGGCUCGUCGUCGCCGGCUCGAAAGGAGGAUGCCUCCGCCUGAUUCGACCAGAUAGUCCCGAGGGAUAUAUAUAUAUAUAUAUAUAUCAAUAACGCGACGCGUUACUCACCCUGGAUACCAUCGCACGUCGCGUAGCAGCAGAAAAAG
This is a messenger RNA of Nylanderia fulva, 2222 nucleotides long. NCBI's taxonomy places the organism in Eukaryota, Metazoa, Arthropoda, Insecta, Hymenoptera, Formicidae. The record is from RefSeq and is a predicted model, not a curated record.